Molecule: messenger RNA, 454 nt
Organism: Pocillopora meandrina
Lineage: Eukaryota; Metazoa; Cnidaria; Anthozoa; Scleractinia; Pocilloporidae
Source: the annotation of a GenBank genome assembly
AUGGCAGUGGAGGAUGUCUUCAGACCAGCACCGGCCAUUGUUGACGAGGUCAGUAAUACUAGCUAACAUUAAUGCAUCUUAAGACAAAAUUAGGUGAAUUUUUAUUACAUACCUGCCUGUGCAAAGCUUUUCAACAACUUACACUGUAAACUUUCAAAUUACAGCAUUGUUAAUUAUUUUUCUUUUUUUUUAAAGAAAAAUUGGUUCUUACUUGCGGGUUUUUACUGUGUCUUUAGAAAAAACUUACUUACAACUUAUGGUGUGGAUUAAUAAAAAUCUUUUUAUGUUUAAGGUUCUUCUUGAAAAACUGACCGACGCACCUUGUCCAGCCCUUCCUAAACUGGAGUUCAUAGUAAGACAGGCCAACCGACUUUGCCAGCGCCUUCGGCCGAAAGAGCCAACCGAACUUGACUUCAGCCUGGAGGAAAACCAUCUGCCCAAUGCCUUUAUGAAA